AUGGCAGUUGGUGAAAUCAAAUCUGUGCAUCAAAUCCUAAGGAAGCUAAGGUUAAAUUGUUGUUCGGCACCCAAGUAGUUUCUCUUGUUAAUUCUAAUUGUGAUCAUUGGCAAUUACAUUUACAGCUGUAGCAUGCAUAAUUUUUAUGGUAGUUUUGUGUCAUUCCAUGCCAUAUUACAGUUUUGUGUUAACUACCAGUGUUGUCUCCCCCUUCAGGGCCGAGUAAGGACUAAGACUGUGAAAAAGGCCGCAAGGGUUAUCAUUGAGAAAUAUUAUCCACGUCUGACUCUUGAUUUCCACACCAACAAGCGCGUUUGUGAUGACAUUGCGAUAAUUCCAAGCAAGAAGCUUAAGAACAAAAUUGCUGGGUAAGACUGUGUUUGCUAUAUUGUGGAGUCUGAGAUGCAUUCUACACUGCUGUGUGUUAUGUUUUGAACUUACCAGAAAAGUGUGCAUCAUUUCAUAGGACUCAAAUCAUAGUGUUCCAAUUGGUUGUGUAUAUAUAAUGAACAAUUUUUUCAUUCACAUUCCCAAUUUGUUGUGUAUGCUAUUGUAUUGACCAACACUGAGAAGAAACUCUCUGCCAUUUUCCCAAAAAAUUAUUUUGAUAUGUAUAGUAAAUUUGUUGUAAGAUUUAUGUAUUUGUUUUUGGGAAGGGGGGUCUUGUGGUUAUUGGAACUAAUAAAUUUAAUUCUCACCUUCAUAGCAAUAAUGUUGGUAUAGUGUAUCUGCUUUUUAAAUUGUAUCAUACACUCACUUUUGCACCUGCACCAGAAGUAAAAGUGACUGUUCUCUUUACUGGUGUGACUCUUUUGUCUGUUGUGGGACAGAUUUGUUACCCAUCUCAUGAAGCGUAUUCAGAAGGGUCCUGUUCGUGGUAUUUCUAUCAAACUGCAAGAGGAAGAACGUGAACGAAGGGACAAUUAUGUUCCUGAGGUGAGAGAAAUUUGAAACUAACAGUCUGCAUGUGGCUAAUGAUUAGACAUACUCUUUAGAAAAUUUAGAGGGUGGAGUUAUAGAAGGGACAUUUUUCAUGGUACAAGUUGAAAUCAGUAUCCAAAUUUUCUUCUCUCACUGCAUGUGUUCCCAUCUUAGAAAGGAGUUUAGUCUUAUUUUCCAGAGAACAUGUAUUUAUAUAUGUUACAUUUAAUUGAUAACAGGGGAAUAAAAGGCUUUUUCCUAAAUAGGGGUAUACUGGCAGGGUGAGCCAAUUCUUGCUAGAUAUGUUUGUUUGACUUGAAAAUCAUAUUCAUUCUUUUGAGUUAUAUUGAUGUUUUGUUUUGUGAUACUCAAGCUUUUUGCUUGGAAGGAAUCUUGAGGCUUACUCAGUGAUUUUUCACUUGUGUUAGGUGUCUGCUAUUGAGCAAGAUAUCAUUGAAGUUGACCCAGAUACCAAAGAAAUGUUAAAAGUAUUGGUAAGUUCAACUUUAACACUAAGACUGCGCAAACAGUUCCAUUAUUAUCAAUUUGUUGGGCAUUGUGGCACAUUUUGCAAGCUAAAAUGGAGAUUGUGGCUGGUAAGAAUGUAUUAGCCCACUCUUAUGUUCAUAAGAUUGUUCAGACUGUUUUUUUUUUUUCCUGUUCAUAUUCUCAUUGGUUUACGGACAACUCACCGACGGACCAACUCGCCGACACCAACUCGCCGACAUAUAAAAUUGAGUAGAGACGUCAGCGAGUUGGUCGUCAAUCCAAUACAACUUAUAGAAGCUAAACAUACAGAAAAUUAAACGAUAUUUAGUAAAAAAACAUUGGACAGAAAAUUUAGAACAAUGCGCUUCGUAAGCACGAAAAACUGAAUAAUCUCCUCCCACAAUUUUUUAGCAGGAGCUGAGAUUUUUUUCGCAUCGUCAUGUCCUGCUUGUUUCUUUUUUUUUUUUUUGCUCAACAGGUUACGUGUAUAUUCGUCAUUGACGCUGUCAGAUUCAUCUUCCAAAUUACUGGGCAAUCAAAUUUCGCGCUACAAAAGUUAUCUGUACCUGUUUUUUUUCUCCGAAAGAGAAUAUAAAACAAAAAAAAAAUUCGUAACUUCUCCAUUGUGAGACUUGUGAGUAAAAAUAUCACACCCUCAUCUUGCUGCGCGUUUGAUUGAAAACUAGAAAACAGCUGUGCGCCAGCGCCUGCUCUCUCCGAAAAUUUGGAGAAGCUGUUGAUAGCUCCUUACUUUUAACAAAGAUUGUUAGAAUCUGCUGUAAAACUCUGAUAGUUUUUAAUGGGAGAGACUUGCUUUUAAGCAAGACCUGCUUUUUUUUUUCAAAAGUAAAUAAAAAACCUUGCACCUUCUUCGUUGUGAGACUUGUGAGUGAAAAAAUAUCACACCCUCAUCUUGCCACGCAUUUGAUUGAAAACGAAAAUAACUCAAAUACAUGCUCUUGCAAAAACUAGAAAUCAUUGCUUUGAUCAGUGUAUCUUGUAUUAUCAACAUAGUUACACGAAUUCGGCGCCUUUGCAAAGAGGGAUCCUCGUGUUAGGUAAACAUGUUGGUUUUAAAAAAUGAGCGCCUCGUUUGAAAACAGCUGUGCGCCAGAAAACAAGGUCUUUAAUCGCCUCGAGGCUCUCCACAGAAAACCGUCACUUUCGAUUGCAUUUAACACGAGUAGUAAGACCAAAAAAUAUAUUUGUGCGUUGACUUUUUACCAAGCGUCUUGACUUAAAUAAAUAAGACCGAUUGACAUGAUGAGUCUUUACGGUGUUGUUGUCAGACAAUAACUCGUUCGCGUCUGAAGCUGUUAGAGUCGUUGGUGAGGUUUACUUCGCUUUAUUCGCCUUAAGAUCCUUAUAAACUUUGCAUAGAAAUUUCCCAAAAAGCUAAUCUCUUAUUUCUGAGAAUGAAUUGAAAAAACUGUAGAGGAAAAUGUAAUGGUGUGUUGUGAAGUUUAUUAGCACUUGUUUAUUUUCCAACGAUUUAAGCAUACAUGAGGAUUUUGAUUUACUGGAGAAAUAUUUUACCGUAUAUUGUAAAUCGCAUUGAAAUGAAUCUUCUUACAUUCAACAAACCUUUAUCUUAAUGUUGAGAUUGAAAGGAGAUCUAGUAGACCAAAUGAACACCAAAGAGCUUUGAAGGAUCACGUGUAACAAACAAGGUCGCACAAGACAACAGCAUUUGCUAGGUCACUAAGCAACUGAAAUCAUUCAAUGAAAACUAAAGUUCAGUGCUAUAAACAGCAGCGAAGCUGUAAGAGAAAAUUUCUGCUCUACAGAUCAAAAGACACAAUAGAAAUCAGCUCUGGUAGCUUUGUGUUUAAUUCACAUAAAAUUUUAUUUUUUCAAACUUUUUUGUUGACAAAGAAUGUGCUGAAAACAGACAAAACUCGAACACAAUUAGAACUGAUUUUGUAAACUCUGUUUACCUAAUGGACUUCAGGCAAUUGUAAUGCUAAUUUCAUGGAUUGCUUGGGUCAGGUCUUUGUGUAUGACUUUUGUACAAGUCAAUGGUGUUUUUUUGGGCUGAUUUCUUGGUUGUGAAAGGUCGACUUAUACACAAGUGAAUACGGUAACUUACAUUGUUUUAUUAACCAUCCUGCCGUUAAAUAAUUCUCUUCAUUGAUUAGGAUAAAGCAAGUAUUGAAUGCUAAGAUUUCUAUGCUUCAUUUUUCCAACUCAUCAAGCUCAGACUUUUUGUUGCCAUUCCCUGUAUGUUUGAUUUGUGUCUUACCUUUGUGGAGAAUUAAAGCAUUGAUCAUUCUUUGAAGUGUGAAGGAUUAGGUUUGACUCAAACUGCUUUAUUUUAGUUGUUGUGUUUCAAAAAUACUUCUGUUUUAUAAUUCAUAUGAGUGCUUGAUUGAUCUUGGUUAGUUCAUUCCUCUAUGUUUAGUUUAGGAAUUACUAGUUUUGCACUCCAUGUGGGCAAUGAUAGUAAUUUCUUUUAAUAGAAUAUACUCUUUUUCAUUGUAGGACUUUGGCAACAUUUCUAAUCUCCAAGUCACUCAGCCACUCAAUGCUACACAGAGUUUCCGUCCUGGUGGAGGCAGUGGUGGCAUGAGAUCCUAA
Messenger RNA from Pocillopora meandrina, 3987 nucleotides. NCBI's taxonomy places the organism in Eukaryota, Metazoa, Cnidaria, Anthozoa, Scleractinia, Pocilloporidae. The record is from the annotation of a GenBank genome assembly.